AUGGUCAAUACCCGGCAAACGAAGGGCAGAGUCACCGCAGCCUCUCACCGCCGGCAAUCGCAAGAUCCUGAUUCGCCGGUGAAGAAGUUCUUCAAGCUGGUUUUACCUUCAACAGUGAAGAGUAACAUGAUGAGGAUUCCGACAAGAUUUUCGAAUCUACUUGGUGCUCAACUAUCCGACAUUGUUACAUUCGAGACACCUGUUGGUUUCAAGCGUUCGAUAAAGCUUAAGCGGAUCAACGAUGAGAUUUGGUUCGCCGAGGGUUGGAGUGAGUUUGCAGAGGCUCAUUCCAUCAGCGAAGGCCACUUUCUCCUCUUCGAAUACAAAGGGAACUCUAGUUUCCGUGUAAUGAUCUUUGAUGUUUCGGCUUGCGAGAUAGAAUAUCCAACUGAUGCUGUUCUUAUCAGUGAUAGCGACGAUGAGAAUGAGAUCAUUGAUGUUACAGGGACUCAAGGUACAAGGGAAAAUGAUCAAUCUGUCAAGAAGAGGCCAAGAGACAUCGAGUUUGAGAAGAUCCUAACCGAUGUUGAUGCGAUCAAAGUGCUUGAAGCAGAAGAAGAAGAAGACAAGAGAGUCUUCAGGGGAAAAGAUUUCUUUUAA
Microthlaspi erraticum is the source of this 600-nucleotide messenger RNA. The record is from the annotation of a GenBank genome assembly. Lineage: Eukaryota; Viridiplantae; Streptophyta; Magnoliopsida; Brassicales; Brassicaceae.